AUGUCCAAUAAAACCCAUGACACCGAGGAUGAGGAGGAGGAAAGCGGGUUCUUUGACUGCGUCGACGACAAUUUGGAAUACAGCCGGAUUCAAAGCCAGCAACGCGAGCCGUUACAACGAGGUCAGCAUCCGAAACCGUCGCUGUCGACGAUCACGGAGCCCGAUUGCGUCGUUCAUGUCGAAAAUCACGACGAUGACAGUCUCGGUUGGGUAACCGGAGCAGAACCAAGCCUACUCGACAGCUCUAGCGACGUCGGUCCGACGAGCAGCAGGAAUGCGGAUCUCCUGUACCUGAAUCAUGGCGUCGACUGGGGUCGUGACGACGACACGUCAGAGUCGUCGACGACAUCCGAGCGCGGGAGCAGUUUCACAGCUUCGUCCAGUUGCAUCAGCAGCAGUCAAUCGUUAUUCCGAGUUUGUUUCCGGUCAACAACUUCCACAUCCGGUCGGAUCACUAAACACUUUUUGUUGGGAGUCGCUUUAAGCCGCAAUUCCGUCAUGUUCAGACACCCACGUUCAGAUGAUAAAUUGACGCGGAAAACGACGGUUUUCGUACCGCAAAUUGCGAGCAGUCCAGGGCCGCUGAUCCUCGUCCGGCGAGGGCUGAAACCCAUUGAAAAUCAUAUUUCUGGGAAAUCUCUGGUGAUGGAGCGAUCAUCGUUGCGAUCGAGGAAAAAAAGCAAGCGUCGCAACCGUCGUGGACGCAAUUUCGACGCCAGUUUUGACGCGGCCGUGUUGAAAUUGCGUGCGAAAGUUGCGGAGCAAAAAGUUCGAGUUCAGGAGUACGAAACUACGUUGGCCAUUGAAAAACAAACCCGAAAUGAUUUACAACAUCGUCUUGAAGUUGUCAACGAACAUUUACACAGCAAAGUCGCGGAUAGCAAGAAGCUUCGGUGGAUGAUCACUUCCAUGGAAUCCUCUCGAGAAUCAGAGUUCGCCAUGCUGAGAGCAUCGCUGAGAGACGCACGCAUCAAACUCAUCAGCAAGACCAGCGAAAAUGACGCGCUGAAAGACGAGCUGCAGUCCUUCUCAGACGAUUACGAGUCAAUGCGUUCGCAAUCAGAACUUCGCGAGGCGAAACUUGAAAGGACCAUCGAGCGACUGGAGCAGAAACUGGAGCAACAGCCGACAUCAGUACAGAUAAAUCGUUUGUGUACAGAAGCGAAAUCCACGCAAACCGGAGAAGACGACUUCGUGGCACUUCUGGACGACUUCAUCCAUGACUCGAAUCCGCAGGACUUUCUAGACUUUGUUCGCCUCGUCGGAAGUUUCCAGGACGAUGCUGAGGGGCCCCGGGAUUUUGCAGAUUUAGAAUCCAGGUUGAGAGAGUUGGCGGACUUGAUCAAGGGGGCUGAGCAACGGCUGGAGAACCCGAAAAGUUCGAGUAAUCAAAUCCAUAAAAUGGGGAUGAGUCAUCACAGUCACCAUAAUCAUCAUCAUCAGCGAAAAGGCGUCGUUCCUGAUCGGCGUUCGCAAUCGGUGGUUAGACAAGAUAUUGCGGAGAACAAGUGCAAAGAAUCUGAAAUAGACAGAUUGAGGAAGCAGUUGAAACAAACUGAGGACGAAGGAUCCGUUUUGGCGAGUCAGCUGAAGAAAACGAAGGACGAAUUAACUCGAGAGAGGAUAAAGGUUAGCAAGUUACAAAGUGAGUUGUCCACGAAGAAGAAAGCCUACUCUGACGCAAUGUCGAAAUUGCGGAAAGAAAACGUCCGCGUCAACGAGAAGUUGGACACGUUAUUGAAGGAGAACCUGGAUCUUCGAGCCAAGCUGAAGCGUUUUCCAGCGGACAGUAACCAUAACAAAGGAGACACCGACUUGCGGAGGGACAAAUCCUCCGUACUGAUAACUAACGCAUCACUGAUCAACAAAUGCAGUAGUAACAAGUGCUGGUCCAAAAAUUACGACGCUGUCCAUUCAACGAUCGCCAAUGCCCCGAAAAACACGAUUCCGGCUGCGAGUGUUCAUAUUACUCCGGCACCGAAGCUAGAAGACUUUUCUGGACUUCUGGAUCCUGGAAAAUCUUUCAAUAAUAAUCCCAAUUUUGUAAGCAAGGUAAGAACUCGGAAAUCAAGCACAUUCCGCGGCUUUCCACUGGACUAUUACGACGCUGUCCAUUCAACGAUCGCCAAUGCCCCGAAAAACACGAUUCCGGCUGCGAGUGUUCAUAUUACUCCGGCACCGAAGCUAGAAGACUUUUCUGGACUUCUGGAUCCUGGAAAAUCUUUCAACAAUAAUCCCAAUUUUGUAAGCAAGUCUCCUGAAACUUCCCCGGAGAGGAAGCUGAGCCAAACCCUUCUUCAUCCCCAUUUCACGUGUCAUCACGAACAAGGCACUGAAACUCGGUCCAAAGCCCUGAAAUGCUCCAACACUGUUCGUCAAAGGCUACUUCUACCUCCGGAUGAAACCUGCAACAAUUCUGCGACGAAAGCUUCGCGGAAAAAGUCACGCGCGUCGAAGCUCGACCCGAAACCGCGAGCCUCAUCAGCAUCCUGCUCAACUUCCUCGUCUCCCACCAGGCUUUUCAUGACAGGUCCCAGAAGCAGCAGUGUCAUCGGCUUCUCGCUUUGCCAGCCCGGAGAUGAUGGCGACAAUAAUAAAAGAAUGGAUGUCGGCAGUCGGGGUGAAGGCAAUGCUGCUGCUGCUGCUGAUGGGGAUAACGACGACAUUCAGCCCCCGGGGAAGUUCAGAGCGACGCGAUUUGUGGGAGACGAUGGGAUCCUGGUGGCUUGGGAACCCCCGAGCGACGACAGAAUCGCGGGAUAUCUGAUAUACGUCGACGGAGAAUUCAAUUCCAAAGUGAGAAGCCCACAAAGAACCAAGGCUUUGAUAAACGGAAUUCGCAACACUAAUUCAGGCUACGACUCGAAUUCAAGAACUCGAAAUAGCCCAGAAUCCGGCGUCGUGAUCGACAUUCGGUCAACGACACACGAUGGACAGCUUUCUCCACCUACCGCGUGUCGAAUAGUGUGGCCAACAUCGUCAGCGACAGCUUCAAAUGAUUUGGCGGCGACGACAACAACACUCGAAACGAAUGCUGACGAUUCAUUCCACAAACCGUCGACGUCAUAUUCCAUGAUGGAUAUCCUAGAUGACAUCAUUUUAAAAGCAUAUUCGGAGAUCCCGAAGCCCACUCGACAUUAUUUGUCGAAAGUAAUACGAAGUGGCAUGGGAUUUGAAGAUGAUGAAGAGCCUGUGGUUUACGUUCACAUUCACGGUAACUUGACGAAAGUUUUGAAGGCACUGCGAUCGGACAUCACGAUUUUGUCAAUUGAACUGAUGCACCCGAAUCCGAAGCGGUUUGUUAAAAUGUUCGAGAUGAUCGUAGAGACUUGUCCACUUCUGGCUGUUCUCAAGUUUGGGUACAAUGCGUCCAAACCGAUGAAACUCGAUAUAAGGAAUGAAAAAAAGUUUUGCUUGUUGGUGACGAAGUUGAUCUCGCAGUGUCCGAAGUUGGAGCAUCUCGACAUGCGUGACAUCGUGAUGACCCGACCGAUGUACAACGUUCUUUGCGACUUGUACCAACUGAGAUCCCUCAGUGCCACUGUGACUUGGAUGGAUUUGGAAACAGUAACAGACACUGUUUGUAAAGAUCAUCUAUUUAGAAAAAUUGUGAUGCUUCGCAAACUUGACCUAAUGUGCUUCAGACAAUGUUCCCGACGUUUUCCGGGUCCCUCCGUGAAAUAUAUGAGGCAACUGACUAUUCCAAAAGAGGGGACCAUGUGCGGCCUGUCGGCAUUGCUCAACACCAAAGACGUCGAGUGGGUUUUCAACUGCGACCACCUGACGUACCUGGACUUGGAAGUGACCAACAACAACUUGCUCAAGCCGUCAGCAGCCGAAUUGUGGAACAAUUUUAAGUGGUUGACACACGUGAAGAUCAUGUCGAAACGGGCCUCCGGAGUCCCGCCACUCAAAAAAGUCGAAACCCUGACGCACCUGUUGCAUGACGUCAACAUUACUGAACCCGACUGGAACAAGUGGUACAGGGAAAACAUGCCGGAUUCAUUGCGGUUCGGGGCCUUUUUCAGAGUGAAGCAGCUGCAGAGGGACAUGUUCACGGUUAUCGCGGAAACCACGCCGAUUUUGAAGAAUUUGUACGUGGGAUAUGAGGAGAAUAACGAGGACGCCAUGAUUUGUCCGGGUGCUAUUCCCUACCAACUCCGGUGGGUGAUGACCCGACCGAUGUACAACGUUCUUUGCGACUUGUACCAACUGAGAUCCCUCAGUGCCACUGUGACUUGGAUGGAUUUGGAAACAGCAAUUGACUAUUCCAAAAGAGGGGACCAUGUGCGGCCUGUCGGCAUUACUCAACACCAAAGACGUCGAGUGGGUUUUCAACUGCGACCACCUGACGUACCUGGACUUGGAAGUGACCAACAACGACUUGCUCAAGCCGUCAGCAGCCGAAUUGUGGAACAAUUUCUUCACCAACUGUGUGCACUUCUAGUACAGCUUUGCCCGGAGGCCUCAGGGCGGGAAAACAUGCCGGAUUCAUUGCGGUUCGGGGCCUUUUUCAGAGUGAAGCAGCUGCAGAGGGACAUGUUCACGGUUAUCGCGGAAACCACGCCGAUUUUGAAGAAUUUGUACGUGGGAUAUGAGGAGAAUAACGAGGACGCCAUGAUUUGUCCGGGUGCUAUUCCCUACCAACUCCGAUAUGUCAUGAUGCUGAAAGGAAACAAUUUGGAGAGCAAAAACGACCACCAUGCUCUGGGAGCGUUGUACAUGAAAAAGAAGUUUGACUCGAUGAUUUUCAAACUCGACUCCUUCGAACGUCCCAGAAACAGCAGAAUGCCAGUCGUUUGGAGGGAUUUCAUGCAUCGUUUGCACAUGAUGAGAACACAUCCAGUGAUCUUAGACUGGCGCAUACCUGUCUUAAGGGACGCUAUGUUUGAAUUUAUCAAUUGCAACGACGUCACGCCUGAUAUGAAAGUUGAAUCACUGGACGAAGAAGAGGAUGAUGAUGAGGAAGGCUUGGAAGAAGACGGAGACGAGGGAAGUGGUUCGGAGGCUUAUGGCGACGCUUUGGCACAAGGACCUGACAUAAGCAAUUACGGUGGUGAUACUGCGGAACAGACAGAUGCUGGGGAAGCAAGUGAUGGUGGCCUUGAUGCUGCUGAAGAACCAGCUGAAGAUGCCCCUGACGAAGCAGCAGCAGCAGCAGCUGAUCCUGAUGGCACAGAGGCAGACACCGAAGGCUGA
Notodromas monacha is the source of this 5199-nucleotide messenger RNA. NCBI's taxonomy places the organism in Eukaryota, Metazoa, Arthropoda, Ostracoda, Podocopida, Cyprididae. The record is from the annotation of a GenBank genome assembly.